GGUUUCCGCUGCGGAAGCCGCUGCCUCUGCUGCAUGUAAACAAAGCGGACAGCGGCUCAGGAGGCACACAGAGCUCCGUUUUAACUGAAACACUAGGUGUUUCCGUCCAUAAAUGACCAGAUCCUCUGAUGUUUGAAGCCUCAGUCUGACUGAAGCACGAUGUCGAUGGAGGAUCCGUUUUUCGUCGUCAAAGGGGAGGUGCAGAAGGCAGUGAAUGCGGCGCAGAGCCUGCACCAGAGAUGGAGCGAGCUCUUGCAGGAAGGAGGAGGAGCAUCGAAGGAAGAGAUGGACUGGACCACAAACGAGCUGAGGAAUAGCCUGCGCUCCAUUGAGUGGGAUCUGGAAGACCUGGAUGAGACUAUCAGUAUUGUGGAGUCAAACCCAAAGAAGUUUAAUUUGGAUGCAGCUGAGCUGUCCAAGAGAAAAGCCUUUAUCACUAACACCAGACAAACUGUAAAGGAAAUGAAGGAGCAGAUGUCUAGUCCUGCUGCUGUCUCACUGGACAAAACAAAUAAACAGGCUUUGCUUGGAGAACGAGGUGCUCAGGGUCCUAUCUGGCAACCAGGGCCUGAUAAAUACAGCCGCUUGGAUCGGCAGCUACAGAACGCUAACUCUCAGUUUAUUGAGGAACAGCAGACCCAGCAACAGCUGAUUGCAGGACAACAGGACGAGCAGCUGGAGCUUGUGUCUGGUACUAUUGGAGUGUUAAAGAACAUGUCUGAGCGCAUUGGCAUGGAGCUCGAUGAACAGGCUGUGAUGCUGGAUGAUUUCGGUCACGAGAUGGACAACACUCAAUCCAGACUUGACAAUGUUAUGAAGAAACUGGCUAAAGUCUCCCACAUGACCAGCGAUCGCAGACAGUGGUGCGCUAUCGGUGUUCUGCUGGGGAUCCUCUUCGUCAUCAUCAUUCUCUUUGCGGUCCUUUGAUUGAUGGAUGGUAUUCAGAUCACAAACAUGUCUUAAUCCUCUCUCUACACUCCAACUUUAUGUGACCCGGUCGUCUUCAACCAUUUUAAAAUAUCUGCGUCGUGUUGCGGAGCCUGGUGAUCAUACUGUGAAAUGAUCUUGUUUAGUCGAUGAAGAUGGCUGUUUAAAACUAUUUGAGAAAAUGAUGAAAUAAUAAUAAUAAUAAUAAUGAGGAGACUGAUAUCACCUCUGUUGUUAUAGACAGGUAAAUAACUAGCUUAUACACUCCUACACAUCGGCUGCAAACUGUUGGAUUUACCUUUGCCUCGGCACAAUCACUUUCAGCUCCGUCUCUCUUUUUUUAAAUCUUUUUUAUAAUGGUCUUGUCAAGCAUGUUUAAUCUCCUUCCAGUGUAUGACUAGAGUGAUACUUUUUAAAUUAUGCAAUCAUUUCACAUUUAAAAGUCAUAAUUUGUCUCUCACUUUUGGCUAAACCUUGUUCAGUCCUGGUUUAAUUCUGUUUUUUUUUUUUGCAUAUGAAGUUAUCAUGGUGCAGCUGUUUUUCUCUAAGUAAUAAUGGUUCAAAUUGAACACUGAAGCAGGUGAAGUUAUUGUGACUGGACGACUGGACUGCACUGGAUGACCUGCUUUUUUGAUAAAAUGUAAAGGCACUUUGGGUCUUUUGGCGUUCACUCAAAACUCUUUUUUCUUAUUAUUAAACAAAAAAUUGUGUUUUAAGUUGAGCUAACCAGUAAAACCCAAUUUUCUUUCUUUAGCGAAUUGCAUUUUUGGUUCUAAUUAUUAGUUAGUUUUUGGAAAAAUUUGCAAAGAUUCUACAACACUAAGAUCUUUUCUGUUUACAUUUUAUUUUAUUUGCAUUUACUGACUGAAUUUCUACUGCUGUGAUGGAAAUGGAUGACGGCUUUCUCUGCUGCUGAGCUAAUAUUAUUGAAAGCCAUACUUCCUGUUAUUGUUUGGCUGUAAAUGCUUUGAUUAUUUCUGUUAGUUUCAGUCUGUAGUGUUUCAGUUGUAGCGGAUAUGCAUGGUCCUGUUUCACACACGGUACACAGGGCAAAUUUCCAAGUUUUCAAGAUAUGUCAUAGUUUUUGUUUUUUGGACAAUUUUCAUUUGAAUCAGUGUCGGCUCGUUAUUCAGCCCUAAUACCAAGAAAAAUAAUGACUGUAAUAAUGUGUAAUAUUUAUACUUUUCUCGCUUCAGUGGAGUGUUACUGCAUAAAAGCAGCAUAAAACAUGGUAAAAGGAUUUACCUCGUGAUAAAAUGACAUUUUAAAUGUUUUUAAACCAGUGUUUGUGUUAAGAAAACUUUCAUAAACUGUAUUGAUGAUUUACAUAAGGAUGAGCAGGACUAAGAGUGUCGUUAGUGUGAUUUCAUGUUUUAUUUUCUGAACAUAUUGGACACUUCAUGUGAUGUAAACCAUGUUAACAUCUCAUUUAUGUACCAGAGUUCAUUACUGUUCUGACUAGAGUUAGGGUUAGUUUUACUUAAAACUUCCCACUGUACCAUUAACCCUGUUAACUAAACUUUUGUCUGUUAUAUUUGUUUUAUAAAAUAUGUUAACCAAUGUGAACCUUCACAUAUCUGUCAUGUUAUGAACCACUAAACUGUAAUCAUACUCAUUCUGUUCAGGAUAACACUUUAUUUUUUUCUGUCGACAAAUGUUGAAAAGAAAGAACUGAAGCUUUGUUAUUGAUCAGUGAUCAAUAAAAGUCCUGGGAAAAAUGUCU
Messenger RNA from Periophthalmus magnuspinnatus, 2650 nucleotides. RefSeq names its product syntaxin 6 (gene stx6). The record is from RefSeq and is a predicted model, not a curated record. Gene Ontology annotation, cellular component: synaptic vesicle membrane; endomembrane system; SNARE complex. Lineage: Eukaryota; Metazoa; Chordata; Actinopteri; Gobiiformes; Gobiidae. The transcript has 8 exons. Gene Ontology annotation, biological process: Golgi vesicle transport; intracellular protein transport; vesicle fusion. Bases 160 to 927 code for a protein of 255 amino acids. Gene Ontology annotation, molecular function: SNAP receptor activity; SNARE binding.